AGAGGCAGCACGGGUGGCCCCCACUGCCCAGAAGAGCAGCUGCCACCAGUGUCCAGGGGAUGACGGAGGCCCCUUCUCCAGGGCACCCUGAGGAGGCGGCCGUCCCACCCAGAGACACGGGCCAUGUGGGGCUCCCUGGAGCUGCUUCUGGUGUGGUUCCUGGUGCUGGCAGUGGGCGGCACCGAGCAUGUCUACCGGCCUGGCCGCAGGGUGUGUGCCAUCAGGGUUCCCAGGGGCCCCGUGUCCGAGUCCUUCGUGCAGCGCGUGUACCAGCCCUUCCUCACCACCUGCGAUGGACACCGAGCCUGCAGCACCUACCGGACCAUCUACAGGACCGCCUACCGCCGCAGCCCUGGGCCAGCCCCCGCCAGGCCUCGCUACGCCUGCUGCCCCGGCUGGAAGAGGACCAGCGGGCUCCCCGGAGCCUGUGGAGCAGCAGUAUGCCAGCCUCCAUGUCAGAACGGAGGGAGCUGUGUCCAGCCAGGCCGCUGCCACUGCCCUGCAGGAUGGCGGGGCGACACCUGCCAGACAGACGUGGAUGAGUGCAGUGCUGGAGGGGGCGGCUGUCCCCAGCACUGUGUCAACACGGCGGGGAGUUACUGGUGCCAGUGCUGGGAGGGGCACAGCCCAUCUGCGGACGGGGUGAUCUGCCUGCCCAAGAGAGGGACCCCCAGGGUCCCCCACCCGAUCGCCACAACAGGAGUGGACCGCGAGGUGGCGGAGGAAGUGCAGAGGCUCCGGUCAAGGGUGAAUGUGCUGGAGCAGAAGCUGCAGCUGGUGCUGGCCCCUCUGCACAGCCUGGCCUCGCGGGCCCUGGAGCACGGGCUCCCGGACCCCGGCAGCCUCCUGGCCCACUCCUUCCAGAAGCUGGACCGCAUCGACUCCCUGAGCGAGCAGAUCUCCUUCCUGGAGGAGCAGCUGGGGUCGUGUUCCUGCAAGAAGGAGCUGUGACAGGCCAGGCCCAGGCCCCCAGAGUCCGUGGAUUCUGUCUUCUCACCCCGCCUUCCCCACUGUGCUGGGCAGGGCAGGAGGGGGCACCCCACCACUCCGUAACCAAGAGACCCACAGGGCAGGGUGCAGGGGGGUCCUCCUCUGUGUGAAUCCAGCCCCUGCCCGGCCAGCACCCUGGCCUGUGAGCACGGCCCAGCCAGACCUCUGCACCCCGCUGGCUUCAGGGCCUGGUGGGCCCAUGGCUGAGGGAAGGUA
Molecule: messenger RNA, 1206 nt
Organism: Ceratotherium simum simum (southern white rhinoceros)
Lineage: Eukaryota; Metazoa; Chordata; Mammalia; Perissodactyla; Rhinocerotidae
Gene: EGFL7
Product: EGF like domain multiple 7
Biological process (GO): anatomical structure development
Cellular component (GO): extracellular region; cell surface
Molecular function (GO): signaling receptor binding; calcium ion binding
Source: RefSeq, a predicted model, not a curated record